Molecule: messenger RNA, 1170 nt
Organism: Colletotrichum lupini
Lineage: Eukaryota; Fungi; Ascomycota; Sordariomycetes; Glomerellales; Glomerellaceae
Exons: 2
Coding region: 1-1170 (389 amino acids)
Source: RefSeq, a predicted model, not a curated record
AUGGGCAUCGCAACGCCAGGUAGACUGGCCAUCUUGGCUAUAUUUCUCACCUUUCAGAUCGUCUAUCUAGGCAUCGAAUCUUCCUUCCAUUUCUUCUUUCACAAAAAGAUGACCCAUCAAUCGCUUCUACUCUUCCAGUACUUGAUCGCACCCAUCUCUGUCGGCAUUUUUGGGGUAAUUACUAUCCCAAUUAUUUUCGAUCUCGAAAAGGGCUUUGGAAAAGACACCUUUACAAAACCGUCUUGCCGAGCUGAGAUUGAUGCCGAUAUAGGAGGGUAUGGCAUCCGCAUAGCUGUCUGGGCACAAGAAUUCGUCAUCUUCUUCAUUGCCUUGGCUGGCACAUUCCACUCAAAGGUCACUGGUGCAAAGGAAAUCGGCGCUGGCCUUAUCAUCACACACUUCUCGUUGGCUAUUGCUGUACUUGUUCAACUGAUCCAAAGUGAGAAAGAGCGCAGCAUGCUCACCCCGGCGAGUGCAAUCCUAGGUGCCAUGGUUCUCGACUCGCAGAACAUGGCUCUUUCGAUCAUCCUCAUCAACAAACAGACUCUCGCAUCCAGGUGGCAAGUCGGCAUAGUAAUCUUCUGCCAGGCCAUGAGUAUGUGGGGAAAGCUACGGAACUUCUCCUACAAUAAAAACCCGUCAAUCGAUUUCAAGAAAGACGAACCAAGCGUGUUCUGGUUAUACUACAUAUUCAGAUGUGUUGUCUACGUUCAGAGCAGCUUUCAUGCGCUCAUGAAUACACAGAUCUUUCACAAAGCCGAGAAGAACCCAAGGGACACUCUCAAGGGCAUAACGCACCCAUCUUUGGGCGAAGACCACAACGAGGUGUCGACUUGGCGAGGCAGACUUCGAGCUUGGCUUGGAGCACACUCGCAGGACAUGAAAUAUGCCCUAUACCCAACAACGGUAUCGCUCAUGUACAUCGUUUACGGACUCUUCAUGGUUGCUGCAAUGGCCGCAGCAGAGAUAUCGAUCGGAGACAAAAAAGGCGUAUUCAAACUAGAAGGCGGUCGAGCACUAUCUGUUGGCCAGAUCGUAGCGAUUGUUGUCGCUGCUAUAACAAUUGCCCGUGGACUGUGGCUGUUCUUCAUGUUGUUCAUGGAGGAUGGAGAGAUUAGGAACAUUAAAAAAGGAUUCAGAUGGCCACUACACCUCCAGUUUAAGAACUGA